AUGGAUGGCCAUGCCAAGGGUGGUGGUGCUCUUAGCGUUGUUGCAGCUACAAAAAUCCAUGUGAUAUUCAUUGGAACAGGAGAACAUAUGGAUCAGUUUGAAGUUUUUGACGUCAAACCAUUUGUCAGACGUCUCUUAGGAAUGGGUGAUUUGUCUAGAUUGGUAGAUAAACUACAAGAGGUUCUACCUCAAGAUCAACAAACUGAAUAUUUGGAAAAGCUCUCCAAGG
Messenger RNA from Eruca vesicaria subsp. sativa (arugula), 229 nucleotides. Lineage: Eukaryota; Viridiplantae; Streptophyta; Magnoliopsida; Brassicales; Brassicaceae. The record is from the annotation of a GenBank genome assembly.